Molecule: messenger RNA, 2541 nt
Organism: Drosophila suzukii
Lineage: Eukaryota; Metazoa; Arthropoda; Insecta; Diptera; Drosophilidae
Source: RefSeq, a predicted model, not a curated record
UGUCCCUUUGUAGAAAAUGAAAUUUUCAACGAGAGAUUUGAAAAGUUUAUGCUGAUAAUUAUAAAUAAAAAAAUUAUUUAAAAAUUCAACAGAAUCAGAAAGAAAUAUCGACUCUCCUCCCGUACUGUCUCCGGCAGUAAUUUCAUUUGAGAGCCCCAAAACCAAUAAUGAUAAAGACCGCAUAAUAAGAAAUAAAAACUAAAUACGAAGGUGUCGCCCCUACCCAAAAUAAACGAAAGUUGCAAUUGAAGUAUGUUAGUUACAAACCAAUUCCCCUAAUUAGACUAGAUAUCUGUCCAAAAGAGAAAACUGACACGCCCCCGAAAUUGAGCUAUACUAUCAACAUAAUACCAACAUAAACCAUUUCAAAUAACAACGCAAAAUAAUACAACUUGAAGAGAAAGCGCAGGUUUUUGCAGAGUUCAUCGUGUCGUAGAAAGUUUGAAAUUGUAUUGUAUAAAAAAAAUAAGAAAAAAAUAAGGAAACCAUCUAAGCGAGCAAAGAAUAUUUGUAAAGUUUACAUUUCGUGUAAGUUUCUGAGCGAAUUAAGUGAAGGGAAGAUUCCAGUUGCAGUUGUUCUCAGCAGCGUUCCAAAUAAACAAAUAAAACAAACAAACAAACACCACAAGGAGCAAAAGUUCAGGCCAGCGGCUGAAGAUCCUCGCUCGCCUCGGCCUGUGGCAAUGUGUGUGUCUCUCCGGCUCCGGAGCACGGAUUCCGGAUUCCAGACUCGGAUCCACGGAUGCAGAUGCGGAUGCGGAUUCGACUCCGGGUCGCGGCGGACACGUGUGAUAGUUGCAAUUUAUAUAAAUUAUAUAUACACAUAUGAAAAUGAAAGAAAAAAACAAAAACCACAAAAAAAAACAAAUUAUGCAUAAUUUUAACUAUUUUUUUUAAUUUCGUCUUGCGUUGAACUAUUUUUCCAUAUUCUAGCAACAAUCGAAGAUUUAAUGCUACUAUCUUUAAACAUGAACGAGAAAGGAGAAACUAUCGUAAACCAUAAAAAUUAAACUUACAUCUAGUAUGCAAUUAAGCGGAGGAAGUAAAGUGAAAUCUUAAACAUAAACCUUGAAAUACUUUACUAUAAUGCAAAGAGUAAACAAACGUAAAUAAAACGAACAACACAAUACCAUAAACAACUUUGUUUAAAUCGUUUCACAAAACAUCUUUGAUCCGACGCUUAUUUCUUUCCAAUUCAUAAUUUUUAUGUUGUCUGUAUGUAUUUAAAUUUAACAUUUAUAAAUUAUAAUAAAUGAAAACAUCGUAUAUACUUAUAUAUAUAUAUGAAUCCGUAUAUAUAUGAAGUCAUUCGAUUUGAAUCGAGAAUGAGUCGAUAUUCGUAUUUCACAUUCGGGUUUCUAGGGUUAUUCAAAAUUGUUUUCGGAAGCGUAGCGGACUGUUGUUGAAGCGCUGCGUUCUUGCGGUUUUAAGAUUUGGUUCAGGAGGUAGGAUUCCUGAUACGGCUUUGGAGAUAAUAUAAGUAGCUGAGUAAAUAUAAUAAAAAUAUGAUGGAUGACGACGAAUUAAUUGUCACCAAGCCUCAAGGGGGGAUUACAAAUAAUCAUUGCAGGAUUCGAUUAAUUAGUCAAGAAUCUGAGCUCCUUCAAAGCGGAUCGAUCCAUGAUGGAGAAAAUAUUUUCCUCUGAGGUCGUCCUUCUAGGUAAUUCCAACGUUGGAAAAUCAUCGUUACUCUCGCUCUAUGUUAAUGGUGAUAUUCCUGCAAAAAUUGAACGUACAGUGGGAGUGGAGUUUCUGAUAAAAACCAUUAUUGAACCCCAUGUAACUACCAGACUGAAGAUCUGGGAUACAACGGGUCAGGAGCGAUUCAAGGAGAUAGUUCAGAAGCAAUACACAAAUCAUGAAGGUGCCCUGCUAGUAUACGACAUUCAUGAUCGAAAAAGCUAUAACGACGUGAUACAUUUGGCGGAAGAACUCAAUGAUUGGACACAGAAGCCCAGAAAAGUUAUAGCUUUAGUUGGCAACAAAGCUGAUAUACCAGACAAUCGAGUUGUGUCUACAGAAGAGGCGGAGAAAUAUGCCGAAAGAAACGGAUUGAUUUUUUGGGAGACAUCCGCCAUCACCAACUUGAAUGUCCAUGGCUGCUUUCUCGAAGUCGCAACUGCUAUACGAAAUGCGAAAACAUUACUCAAGCAUAGAAGGUCGUCUUGGUAUUUGUAAAUAAAAAGGGACGUCGACACGAAAUUGGUUGAAAAACAUAGAUUUAUUGUAUAAUGAAUAAUUGUUACAUCUGGGAAUCCCCGACUUUGUCGUCCAUGUUUAUAAACAAUAAAAUGAAUGCAUAAUCAAAAUCCCAGAGAUGAAAAAUGAGAAUAAUAUGUGGAAAAUAAGCAAACACGUGCCUUGUCAACAACUAUGCCCGAAUUUUUGUACCUCCUGAAAGUGUAAACAAAACACUCGAUGAUCGGAUUUCGCUUUGAGUAAAAUUUGGUUGAAUCAGUAUUUAUUUAUUGAAUUUAUAAUUUCAUUCUAGUUUCUUUUGAAGUUGAUCGACCGAUAAAGUUAAAAAUGUAUAUUGCAGUU